Messenger RNA from Photinus pyralis (common eastern firefly), 1653 nucleotides. RefSeq names its product zinc finger protein 567-like. Gene Ontology annotation, molecular function: RNA polymerase II cis-regulatory region sequence-specific DNA binding; zinc ion binding; DNA-binding transcription factor activity. Lineage: Eukaryota; Metazoa; Arthropoda; Insecta; Coleoptera; Lampyridae. Gene Ontology annotation, cellular component: nucleus. Gene Ontology annotation, biological process: regulation of transcription by RNA polymerase II. The record is from RefSeq and is a predicted model, not a curated record. The transcript has 2 exons. The coding region runs from base 138 to 1514 and encodes 458 amino acids.
CUUUUGUUUUAAAGCCGCCAUUUGUAAGAAAGCACGAGUGGAAGUUGGUCUUGUAAAACGCAAAUUGGUGGCAAAAGUAACGGUAGCGAACGGUCACAUAGCCAUUACACCUUCAAAAACAAAUUUAAACUAACGAAAUGGAAGAAAAUUGCAGCAACAAAUGUCGUGCGUGUUUAACUGAGGGCGAGCCAAUGCUGUCCUUGUUCGAAGUGUACGAGCAUGAUCUAACUUUGGCGAUGAUUCUGACAAACUGCAUUAGUAAUAUUCAGAUUUCGGAAGACGACGGGCUCCCACCUUACAUAUGCGACAGUUGCAUACUCAUAGUCACGCAAUUCUACAAUUUCACGGUCAUUUACGAAGAGUCCGAUCGUCAUCUGCGAUCAUUGUGCACGAAAGAGAUCGAAUUGUUACAGUCUCCAGUUGAGGUUGAGCUUAACAGUUACAAGCAAGAGCAAGAAAGUGAAUUUGAAACACCAAAUCAUGAGGAAGAAGACGAGGAUGAAGAUGCCGAAUCCAAAGAUAGCAGUUCAAAUGAUUUUCUGGUCGAUGAAAGUCAAGACGAUGAUCUUAUUGCCGAAUUAGAAAGCCCCUCUGCAAAAGAGUCCGAGGAGUUGACAGAAUUUAUUAAGACUGAGAACGAUCACACAGAAAAUGAAAUGCAGACAGUUUUUGAAGAUGUGGUCAAGUACGAAUGUACGAUCUGCGGGGAGGAGCACCUGUAUGCCACACCAUUUCAACAGCACAUGAGGGUCAAACAUCAAAUGACUGACAUUGAUUGCGAAAGCUACGCCAGUAAAGUACGCGUCAAAGUGUACCAAUCGGAGCCAAAAGCUGAGACACAAACUCCUGAAGUGAAACUGGAGUGUGCUGAUUCGGAUUUGAUCUGUAAAUUUUGUAGCAAACAGUUUUCGUACGUGACACAAUUGCAACAACAUUUGAAGCUGCAUGAUGUCAACAAGAAAUACGUGUGUGAAGUGUGUGGUGCCCGUUUUAUCAGAAAAACUUACCUGGACGAUCACAAGGAGGGUCACAGUACAGAAAAGAAGCAUGUAUGCAAAUUUUGCGGCAAAGCAUUCCGUCGAAGAACAGUGCUGCGAGCGCACAAACGUGUGCAUACCCAUCCCAAUCAUUACGUUUGCGAAGUGUGCGGCCGAGCAUUUACAAACAGCAGCACUUUGAAAACCCACAAGCUGCUAAUUCACAUUCGAGAGCGCAACUUUCAUUGUGUCAUUUGCAAUUUGAGUUUUCCCCUCAAAUCUACCUUGAAUAAGCAUAUAAUCCGCCAUCAAAAGCGGGAAAACGGCGAGAAAGGAUUUAGUUGCAGUCAGUGCCCCAUGCAAUACAAAGAUAAAUCAAGUCUUAAACGACACGUUGACGCCAAACAUCAAGGAAAAAUUGAGCUGAUUCCCUGUUACGGUUGUCCCAGGAAGUAUUCGAGUAAAGCAAAUUUAAUGAAACACAUAAGAAGGCAUCAUAGUCCGAAUAUGGUGGUUGCAGAGGAAGUUGUCUUAUAAGAGUUUUAAUUGAUAUGUAAAAAUGUAUUUUUAUAAUUUAGCUUUAUAAGCAUAUUUGUUACAAGAACCAAAUUUCUAAUACUAGAAAUAUUUAGUAUGAAAUUACAACAAUAAAUAUUGGAAUACCUCUUGAGCUGCA